Molecule: messenger RNA, 2556 nt
Organism: Mesorhabditis spiculigera
Lineage: Eukaryota; Metazoa; Nematoda; Chromadorea; Rhabditida; Rhabditidae
Source: the annotation of a GenBank genome assembly
AUGGUGGCGCCUAGCGACGCUAGCCCUCGUCGCGGCUCCGCAAAAACGCUCUACGAACGCCUGUUCAACUGGGUGCUCGACAAGUGCAAUGCUGCCAUUUAUAAGGAAGCUGAAGGUGAAGCCACUUCCGGCACACAUCACUCCAUUGGCGUGCUCGACAUUGCCGGCUUUGAGAUUAUUCAGGUGAACAGCUUCGAGCAGUUGUGCAUCAACUACACCAACGAGAAGCUCCAGCAAUUCUUCAACCACUUUAUGUUUGUUAGGGAACAGACGGAGUAUUUGGAGGAGGGCAUCAAAUGGUCGCAGACGGAUUACGCGUUCGACUUGCAGCCGACAAUUGAUAUUUUGAGCGGCCUCGAAAACGCCCGCGACGAACACAUGGCCCGAGCGCGAAAACAGAGUGACCUCGUCGCCGAGCUCCAGGAGACGAUCUCCGAUCUGACGGAGCGUCUCACCAAAGCUGAUUCCAACGUUGGCGAGGAGCGCAACCAACGGCGCAAGGCGGAGCGGGAGCUCGAGAAGCCCCUCGGCCUCUUCACCCUGCUCGAAGAAGAAUGCGUGGUGCCGAACGGCUCCGAGCCGGCGCUGCUCGAAAAGUGGACGGAGAACUUCAAGGAGGCCGACCAGUUUUCGAAGGCGAAACCCUCGCAAAAGACAAACUCGCUGAGCCACUUCACCAUCAAGCACUACGCCGGCAUUGUCGACUACAACAUUGACGGCUGGUUGGAGAAGGACAGGGACGCCGUCGAGUUUUCGAUUCUGGAGACGAUGAGCCAGAGCCAGCAUCGACUUAUCGCCGACUUGUUCCCGCAUGUUGAUGUAGAUGCUCAAAAGCCGAAGAAAGGCGGUCUCGCCACGGCCACCGUCACUUUUGUGUAUCGCAACCAACUAUGCUCCCUUCUGGAUGCCCUCAACCAAACAUCGGCUCAUUUCAUCCGUUGUUUGCUGCCGAACCGCGAGAAGCAGCCCGGGAAGCUGAAUGCCCCACUGGUGCUUCAUCAAUUACGCUGUAACGGAGUGCUGGAGGGCAUCCGCAUCUGCCGUCAGGGCUAUCCGAAUCGACUGCCGUUCGAUCAGUUUGUCGAGAGAUACGGGUUGGUCGUCGGCAAGGAAUGGCUUUCACGGAAUCGGGCUGCAGCGAGGGAGCUCUGCGAUUUGCUGAAAAUCGAGGAAUCCCGGGUGCAGAUCGGGAACACGAGGGUUUUCUGCAAAGUUGGAGUCAUUUCGGAGUUGGAAGAGCAUCGACGCGAGAAACUGACGGCAAUGAUGACGUGCGUACAGACGGAGAUCCGUACUUUCCUAGCUGUGCAAGACUACAAAAUACGAGUCAAGAAAUGCUUGGCUGUCGACAUCAUCCAGUGGAACGUGAGGGCGUUCAAUCGUGUAGCCCAGUGGCCAUGGCACCGGCUGUUGACACUCGUCCAUCCCCUGAUCCCGAAAGAACGCGAAAAAGAGCGAAUCCUGGAGCUGGAACGCCGUUUGCGCGAGUUGGAAGAGGAGAGGGCCCGGAUGAUGGGCGACAACAAGGAGCUGUGUACGACGAUCCAGAGUCUAAAAGACAACGCUCGACUUGAUGGGAAAAAGGCCGAGGAGGCGAAGGAAAGAGUUGAAAAGAUGCUGGAGGAGAAGAUGCGCGAGCUGCACGAGGUGCGCAGCGAGAUGCACGGCAAUGAGGAGAUCUUCGACCUGCUCGAGGGGAAAUAUCAGCAACAGCAGAAGAGGAUCGCAGGAAUGAGCGAAAGCUUGCGGGAGUACGAGCGAAAAUUCGAAAAGCUCGAUUAUGAGCGCAAGGAGAGGGAGCGAGAGCUGCAAAAGGCAAAAGAACACCUGGAGCGCGAGAGAAGUGAAACUGAGCGGAUCCAGAAGGAGCUGAUGGAGGCCCAGAUGAGUCUGAAGGAGCUGGAGGGCAGGACGGAGAACGUGUUGAAGGAGAAGAGGAGACUUGUUGAAGCUGUUGCUCGCCUCGAAAACGCACGUGAUGAGCACAUGGCCCGAGCGCGAAAACAGAGCGACCUCGUCGCCGAGCUUCAGGAGACGAUCUCCGAUCUGACGGAGCGUCUCACCAAAGCCGAUUCCAACGUUGGCGAGGAGCGCAACCAACGGCGCAAGGCGGAGCGGGAGCUCGAGAAGGUCAAGGACGAGCUCGGCACGUUCAAGGCGGAGGCGGAGAAGAUGCUGGAGAAAUAUGAUUCGAUGAAAGACGUCGCCCGAGAUAAAGAUAAUCUCAUCAAAAAGCUGGAGAAGAAGCUGGCUGAUAAGGAAUCGCUAAUGGAGGAAUGCAUGAAAGAUUUGCGCGAAUCGCAUAAGCACCGUGUGGACGAGCUGAAGGACGAGUUGGACGAGUUGAGGAGGAAGAAUAGCAGGCUGGAGACGGACAACAUCACGCACAAGUCGAGGGUCGACAGGAGCGACUCGAACUUUGGCCUCAAUUAUAUGGGAAGGAGCCUGGAGAGGGAGAGCAGCCUCGACUCGGAUUACGUGUUGGUGGCGGCCGUGCUGACGGCGGCCUUGUGCCGCGUCACGCCGCCUCUCUUCUUCUUCAUCAACUUGGCCCUC